Messenger RNA from Cynara cardunculus var. scolymus (artichoke), 1777 nucleotides. RefSeq lists its product as uncharacterized. The coding region runs from base 1 to 1572 and encodes 523 amino acids. NCBI's taxonomy places the organism in Eukaryota, Viridiplantae, Streptophyta, Magnoliopsida, Asterales, Asteraceae. Gene Ontology annotation, cellular component: SMN complex; nucleus. Gene Ontology annotation, biological process: spliceosomal snRNP assembly. The record is from RefSeq and is a predicted model, not a curated record. The transcript has 4 exons.
AUGGCCGAAAGUUCUUCCGUUUUGGAAUCAAGAACAUCAAAUCCUUCCUCGGAUGAUUUAAUCACCAAAAGUAUUCAAGAAACCAUCGAUGUCCAAGUGGGUUUGGUUCCCGAUGUCAGAAACGAUAAUCAAGAACCUCAUGAAGUCAAUUUAUCGACUUCUUUGGAUCAAAUCGAAGAGCUACAUGUUGAACAAGGGCAAGAAUUAGUUCCAAAAGAUGAAACCCAUCUCAUAAAUCUCAGUGAUUCCCCUAAUCAGACGAUAAUUCUCGAUGAUUCAUCACGGAUUGAAGCCAUCGAUGAGGGCAAAGAGGAACAAAAUGUGAAGAAAGAAGGAAAGAAAGAGAAACGGGUUCGAAAAAGGGGAAAAGGGUUGAAAAAGAAUUUGAAUUCAAAUUCGAUUCAUGAUUUCGAAAGGCAAAAUGUGUGUGAUUGUGAUAGAAGAGGUGAUAGGGCAAGAGUGAGGUACAUUAGGGAAGAUAUGGAAGCUUUGAGGUAUUCAAGAAUGGAUGAUCAAAAGAAGAAAUGGAUUGAGGUUUAUUGUGGGCUUGGAUCUGUUGUAGCCAAGGAGUAUGAUGGUUUGGGUGGUUCAGUACAUGAUGAGGAGGAAAAUUAUGUGAAUUUUGAUCCUCGGCCGCUAUUCGCCAGCAAAAAGGGUAAUGAGCUUGACAAUGUCGGUGGUGAAAUGCAAAAUACGAACCAAGUGGAUCAUGUAUCGGGUGUAAAUGGCAACGAUUUAGAUGGCUCGCUUGGUGGAGAGGAAGAUGAUUAUGAAGAUGAAGACAGCGAUUCCGAACUUUUUAGCAUUCAAAGACCUGCAUUUUUGGUAACCGGAGAACCUGAUUUUGAUUCGGGGCCUCCACAAGAUGGACUAGAAUAUCUUAGGCGAGUGAGAUGGGAGGCUGAGCAUAUCCCAAAAGUAAAAGUUGCGAAGGUCGAAAGAGAUGCGUUCAACAAAGAACAAACUGUUUAUAUGCCAAAUAUCCCUGAAAUUGCAGCGUGUCCGGAGCAUAUAAUGCCAUCCAAAGAGUGGGAAGAUGUUUUCCUUGCCGACUUUUCAGAGUUAAGGCUGGCGUUAUCCCGCGAUGAAAGUUCUGUUUCUACAUUCUCUAGCAAAAUCGAACCAAUCCCUCUUGCCCAGAGCAUUUUUGAGAGUGUGGUUCAAGAAAAUCUUGAUUUCUGUCAGACAGAUGAUGGCACGAAUACGAUUCAAGAAAAUCUUGAUUUCUGCCAAACAGAAGACCAGAAGACUGCCAACUGCGACUGGCCUAGCUUGCGAACCAUUCUUGAGAUGGAACCAGUGGCUCGUGUGACGAUGCUGAGGAAACGGAUAACGUCCGUGGAGACUGUGAGCUCUUUGAGUCGAAACGAGUGUGCAUGGCUGUUUGCUCUUUGUGCAGCCAUCGACACUCCUCUAGAUGCCGACACCAGUGCUUCGCUUCGUUGCUUGUUGCGAAAAUGUGCGACCCUUCGAGCUCAAAAAUCAGGUCUUGAUGAUGAAGUUAUCAUGCUUAAUAUUUUAGUAACAAUAUCGGGCCAGUAUUUCGGGCAGGCGGAAAACAAGUUAGUUUAAACAUGUUGAAAGUGAAGUGAAGAUUGAGUUUUUGAUCUGAGAUGGGAUUUUGAAGAUUUUGAUACUUCUUAUCAUUGAUCCCAUGAUCUGUUUUACAUCUUCAGUUUCUUGAAAUUUUUGGUAGUUUUUCAAGAAAACUCAUCAAAUUGACCUAUUUUUGGUAUUCCAUGCUUCAUUUUCUUGAAAAUAUUAUAAAUUCAAAUUA